AUGAGAUUGGAGAGGUCUGUGCUUGCUGCCACUAGGUCUGCUCGUGCUGCCGCUGCUGUCGUUCAAACAUCCACGUAUUCCUUCCUCCCUCCCCCGUUCCUCGAGUCAAUUGCAAGUGGUGGUGGUGCUUCUCUUCCUGGUGCUGGUGCUGCUGCUGUUGCUGCUGCUGCUGUUGCUGCCCUUCCUGCUCUCCCUCCUGCUACUGCAUCUGCAUUGGUUAUAACUCCAUACCCACAAGACUCUCAAACGACACCUGCUGAAGCACCACCCUUUCCUCCACAUCCCCCUCUCCCUCCCUCCCUCCCUCCUCCACCCCUCUCACCCCCCUCUCCCUCCCUCCCUCCUCCACCCCUCCCGUCCCCUAUCCCGGUCUCACCACCUCUCUCCCUCUGCACAGAAAUUGUUUCCGGAUUUCCUAUCAAGGAGAGGGAAUGA
Molecule: messenger RNA, 435 nt
Organism: Closterium sp. Naga37s-1
Lineage: Eukaryota; Viridiplantae; Streptophyta; Zygnematophyceae; Desmidiales; Closteriaceae
Source: the annotation of a GenBank genome assembly